AUGUCGUGGUUAUUUGGUAUUGGAAAAGGGCCACCUGCUCCUGGAUCUCCAUCAGAACCGCAGCCACCUGUGCCUCCUCCACCAGUCGGUGGAGAUGGAGGGGAUAAGAACAAGCCCAAGGACAAAUGGAGCAACUUUGACCCUACUGGACUGGAGAGAGCUGCCAAGGCGGCUCGCGAUCUUGAUCAGUCGCGCCAUGCCAAGCAAGCCCUAGAUAUGGCUAUGAUGCAGGAGCAGACAUUACAGUUGGAACAGCAGAGCAAAGUGAAGGAAUAUGAAGCUGCAUUAGAACAGAUGAAAGUUGAACAAAUUAGAGUGCAGGGAGAGGAGAGAAGAAAAACUCUUGGAGAAGAAACAAAGCAAAAUCAAGCGAGGGCCCAGUAUCAGGACAAACUUGCAAGGCAACGAUACGAGGACCAGUUAAGGCAGCAGCAAGCGCUUAAUGAGGAGAACCUAAGAAAACAGGAGGAGUCUGUCCAGAAACAGGAAGCCAUGAGAAGAGCUACAGUCGAACAUGAGAUGGAGCUGCGGCAUAAGAAUGAGAUGCUACGCAUUGAGGCAGAAGCACGAGCACGUGGCAAGGUGGAACGAGAGAAUGCUGAUUUAAUCCGUGAACAAAUUCGCUUGAAAGCAGCAGAACACCGUCAGACUGUCCUGGAAUCUAUCAAAUCGAGCAUAUGGAGAUCUACAAAAGAUGAAAGAAGAGUCAAGAUCGAGCAUAUGGAGAUUCGAGCAUAUGGAGAUCUACAAAAGAUGAAAGAAGACAUUGAAGGAAAUGAGCACAGUGAGGGCUGCCACACUCAGCAGAGACAUUUCCAAGCUGUUCUAUAUUUUGGGUCUGGUUUCUCUGGAAUCCCUAAUUUCAUUUCCCUCAUUCCCUGUCCCAGCUUUUUUUUCUUCUGUGAUCCUUGCCGUCUUCCUAAAGAAGCAUUCACAACCAUCUUCUUGGUGGAAUGCUUCAAGUUUGUCAUGCCACCAAUGCGUUCUUGGUCAUUGGUGGCUGGACUGACUCUACUGGCUGUUGGAGUAUACACUGCAAAAAAUACUACAGCAGUUGCAGGGCGUUACAUUGAGGCACGACUAGGCAAACCUUCCUUGGUGAGAGAGACUUCUCGAAUUACAGUACUAGAUGCAGUAAAGCAUCCUAUAAAGGUGACAAAAAGGCUAGCCAGCAAACCUCAUGAUGCUUUGGAAGGAGUCGUGCUAAGUAUAGAGGUGCAGGUGGUUUCAUUGCAGAUUUGGUUCAUCAACAUGGGAAUAUGGUGUACCUUUCAACAAAAUCCCAUUUCCUCAAAUGUUUGUCAGCCUACAUUGGAGGAACGUGUGCGAGAUAUUGCCAUAGCAACUAGAAACACAAAACAUAAUCGAGGUUUAUACAGGAAUAUCCUCAUGUAUGGACCACCUGGAACUGGUAAAACUCUGUUUGCCAAGAAACUUGCCAUGCAUUCUGGCAUGGAUUAUGCCAUCAUGACUGGUGGUGAUGUUGCCCCUAUGGGGCGGGAAGGAGUUACUGCUAUGCACAAAGUAUUUGACUGGGCUAAAACCAGUAGAAGAGGCCUUUUGUUAUUUGUUGAUGAAGCUGAUGCAUUCCUUAGGAAAAGAGCAACAGAAAAAAUUAGUGAAGACUUGAGAGCAACACUAAAUGCAUUCCUUUACAGGACAGGGGAGCAGAGUAACAAAUUCAUGCUUGUUUUAGCCAGUAAUCAACCAGAGCAGUUUGACUGGGCCAUUAAUGACAGAAUAGAUGAAAUUGUGAACUUUGAACUCCCAGGAUUAGAGGAACGAGAGCGACUGGUGAGGUUAUACUUUGACAAGAGUGCAAUAAGAUCAGAUGUGUAUUAUCUUAGGUGCUUUCAGAAAAGUCAUGAAUAUAUAGAACCUCCUUUCUUUCCACUAACAGAAAAGCUUCAUAAUGAUCCAUUAUAG
Protopterus annectens (West African lungfish) is the source of this 1926-nucleotide messenger RNA. RefSeq names its product ATPase family AAA domain-containing protein 3-A-like. Gene Ontology annotation, molecular function: zinc ion binding; ATP hydrolysis activity; ATP binding. Bases 1 to 1926 code for a protein of 641 amino acids. The record is from RefSeq and is a predicted model, not a curated record. Lineage: Eukaryota; Metazoa; Chordata; Ceratodontiformes; Protopteridae. The transcript has 17 exons. Gene Ontology annotation, biological process: mitochondrion organization. Gene Ontology annotation, cellular component: mitochondrion.